AUGAAAAUGUUUAGUCAGCUUUACUUAAAAAAAUUAUCUUCCUUGAUUCUUUAUUUCUUAAAAAAAUGUAGGGAAUCUGCAGAUGAGAUGCGAGAUAGUAUGAUCGCGGCCUAUAACUUGUCACGCACCAUCAACAGGAGUCUUAAAGGUUAUGACCGGAAAGUUAGGCCAAACGCAGGAGGUCCGCCAGUUAUUGUGAAGAUUGAAUUCAAAGUUAUUUCUUUUGGAGAGAUCAAGGAGGCUAAUAUGGUAUGGCAGUCUACCUGGUUUAAAACCUGUGGAAAUUACUUAAAGGAAUUGCUUAAAGCAUAACAUAGCUGAUUUUGUCGGUGAUUCAAGAAAAGAAGUCUAGGUUUUAGCCAUUUAGUAGCAUGAGCCAAUGCCUCUUUUUCUUCCUUAGAAUAUAUUUGGCGACAACAAUUAUGUACAUGUAUUGAAGUGGGAGUCGGCAAGUACUCUGCUAUGUUUGAGUCAGUUGUCGCUCAAUCCUGGUGACCUGUGACCUGAGAUUUGACAUUUAUUAUUAGAAAGUCCUGAAAUUGAAAAGAAAAUGACAAACUAGAGUGAAAAUUAAACGUUUUGCUAAUUUUUGUGGUAUUUAAAGUGCUAACUAACUUUGUAACAUUACAAGUUAUUGCUUGAUAUAACAACAACAACAACAAUUAUUUAUUUGCAUGAUUAUUGCAAAAUGAUAGGGACUAUUAACAAGGAAAAAAAUCUAUGUCUGACAUUUCUAAGAGCUGGAAAUUUCGGACAGUGGAAGAGAAAGUGAAUUUCAUCUUCAGUUUGGUUUGAAUCACAGACUGGUCAAAAUCGUUUGUCCUGAGAAGUGUGGUCAUAUCUUCUGGUUUCGAUCAUUACUUUGUGAUAGAUUAAGCGUAAUCUUAAAGUUUUUCUAUCAAAGUUGUUUUUUUCAGAACUGAUGGCCGUAUUUGGUUUUGUUAUGACGUCAUAUUUCAUAACCAUAAUCGCAAUAAAUUAUCAUCAAAAGUUGUUGAAAUGUUUCUUAGAAGUGAAUGAACAAUUUAAAAGAAUAGAUUGUACAAAAGCAUAUUCAAUAAACACUGAAAGAAAAAAACCUUAAAGAUGAUGUCUGUCAUAAUCUUCGAUCUUUAUUUAAACAACGCAGCCAACAAAUCGUUGCGAUCCGCACGACAGGGCUAAUGUCACCUGUCCAGUCUUGGUCUGUGUAAAGUUUCUGCUAAGUUUUGCAGACUGGAGGGACAGCAUAAAGUUUUUAAUGUCUGAAUUUUUUUUUGUCAUAUAGCAUCUUAACAUCUUACCUUUUUUCUCAAAGGAAUACUCAAUGGAUAUUUUUAUGCGUCAGUGGUGGAAUGAUCCGAGAUUUAAAAACAACUACAGCCAACCAUUCAACAUGGCAGCUGAUCCUACCGAACUUUUUUGGACUCCAGAUACGUACUUCUGGAACGUUAAGGAUGCUAAAUACCAUUUUGUAACCAGAGAAAACAUGAGAGUGAAAAUAUCUCCUGACGGAGAGAUUUAUUACAGCACGAGGUAAAUGAAAGAACUGAACAGAAGCUGGGUGAGAGCUCGGUCCAAAAUAAUAAUUAUAAUAAUAGUAAUAAUAAUACUUUAUUUAUCUUCUCCCAUUAUGGGUCUUUUCAGGGAUAAUGAAACAAAUAAUUCAAAUAGAACAUUAAAUGGUUAAAAAUCCCAACUAGAACGAGGUGAAAUAGUUGUCUAUUUUACAAGCGUGCAUGGCCUAGAAUUUGAAACCGGGACUAACGAGAACAAAUCCAACAAGAGGUCAGGGCGGGAAUUGAACUUGGGGCCUCCGAAUUACUAGUCCAGCGCCCUAACCGCUCAGCAACGCUGUCUUCGUGCUUCGCUAUAAAAUGUCACUUAUUUUCAAAAUUCAAAUUAAUCGACUCCCUUAAAGAGGUCAAACUAUUUGUAUGAAUUCAAGGGAAGAUUGUUUUAUUUUUAUAAUUUUUGGUGAGUUAUUAGCUGGCGCGAGAUUUAUACAGGCUGUUUAUACUGAGCUAAGUUGUAUAAUCAUGUCCAAGGCGAUGAUAACAAAAAAAGUGCAUGAUUGAAGAGCAACAGUGGAUACUCAUAGCACAGUGGUGAAUCAUUAUAAAUUUAUGCUAUAUAAACACCUCCCAAGAUUUGGUCUUUAAAUUAAUUUUUGCUAUUGCUAAAAAACAUUCAAAAGCAAAUUAACAUAGAAAAGACUAAAGUUUGUAAAGGUUCAGCUGUUUUAUUUUUCAGAAUAACCCUUACUGCUCAAUGUGACAUGAACUUGCGACUUUACCCAAUGGACACACAGUAUUGUCCGCUUAUCAUAGAAAGUUGUAAGUAUAAAUGCAUGUUACUUACUUACUUGCUCGACAAUUGAGAUAUUGUGAAUCCUAUACCAGUAUUAAUACAUGUGAAUGAUAGUAGAAAUAAAAAUUGAAAAAAAAAAUACUAUUUUUCUUUCUUAUAUCGCAAGGAGAUUUUGUAUCCAGACAAUUUGAUUUUAACCUUGUUUCAGUUUAUUUAUUGAACUUCUCUCUACUCUUUGACAGAUGCCUACACGACCGCUGACGUGGAUUACCGCUGGAAAGGAGGAGACGACCAAGGGAUAGAGAUCGUAUCCGCUGAAAUGGCGCAAUUUGAUCUCGUAGGUGUAAGCACCCGCACUAAAGCUCAGACGAACAGUAAAGGUAUGAACCAGAAAAAUAUUAUUCUGUACUUAUAUCAAGGCUGCGCUGUACUGACCUUUCAGCAAAUGCUGAUGGAACAGCGGACAGAUUCUUUUAAUUUCGUGUUCAAGCGGACUUACCAGGUCUAGGAACGUUUCAUUUCUAGCCUUCUACUGGUACUAUUUAAAUAUUGAUCCUUCUUCUAAAUACAUGAGAAAAUUUAGAUUGCAAUUUUAACAUCGAUGAGCCACGACGAACACUGUAAUUACUUCCUCAGGAAAAUUACAUUUUUUUCGUAUUUCUAAUUUUAUCAAGUCAGUUCUAGAUGAAUUUUAAACGCGGUCGGGAGGACUCUUCAACACAACAUUUCAAAACUGAGCAAGGUCCAAAAAUUAUCUUUCAUAAGUGUCUCUUUGGUUUGAUUUUUUUAAAGGCUCAUUUGCAAGUUUGACGGCAGUAUUUUCAUUCCGCCGACGUACGGAAAGUUUCAUCUCGUCCAUCUUCGUCCCUUCUAUAGUCCUUGUCGUCCUCUCGUGGUGUUGUUUUUACAUCUCUCCUGCUGCAGUUCCGGCAAGGGUUGCUCUUAGCAUUACCACUAUAUUAACCUCAAUUCUGCUCAAGGGUAAUGUUAAUAGGGAUAUGCCAAAAGUCAGCUACAUGAAGGCAGUGGACUAUUUCAUGCUUACCUCCUUUGGUUUCAUUUUUACUGCUUUGAUUGAGUAUAUCAUAGUGCUAAACAGUGACCCAGUAUUGCCUUCAUGGUGCAAAAGGAGACAGAAAACGGACGAGAAACACAAAUUUACCGUGGUAAGUGAGGUAAGUGAAGAAAACAGUGGCUUAAAAAAAAAAGAAAGGGAACAUGGAGAGAACAUGGUGUAAUAUGCUGGGUUGGAUCUUGGGCUCUUGCCAAAUUUAUCUUUCCCACCUCAAUCACUCUCCAUUAAGAUCAGGCUCUUGAGGAAUUUGUCACCUAUCAAAUUAACGUUGCCCCCACACUUAAAUUACGCAAGGAAGGGUCACAUUUCAAAGUCAAACUGAAAAAAAUGAAUCACAAAAACUGUGGCUCUAUUAGUGUCCCUAAAAAUUGGAGACAAUUUAAUUUCCAGAUCGAAUUGAAAUUUGAAAUGUUAAGUUUUGACGAAAGGGAAAAACGAAGGAGGAAAACCAAGAACAACAAUUUCAAUCUCAACCCACAACUGGCCUCGAUGUCAAGACUCAAAUUCAUCGAUCAAGCCACAUUGGCGGGAGGCGAGUGUUUCUUACCACUGCGCCAUCCGAAAAUUGCUCGGUCCCCGGAGUUUCCUCAGCUCGUUAGUUGUUUCCGAAGCCUAACACGAGUCCAACAGCUUCCGACAGAGGUUUUUAAACCUCACUCUUGUCAAACUCACUAAGAAAUAGGUCUCCAAAAGUGGCAAUGUGGUUUCUCACUGGGCUUAGGCCGACAAAACCGGGUCUUUGAACAGACUUGACUUGGAUUUGAAUUGGGUGAAUGAAUACCUUGAGCUUGAUAUCAAUCUUAUUGCUAUCGUAGGUCCAAGGCGAAGACAGUGUUGAUCUUGUUGUCCAGGUAAUGGAUGAAGGCGCAUGUAGGAUCCGUAGCAACAAGGGGAACUUCAAGCUGAAACCAGAAAUUAAGAAGGAAUCUACAUCAACAGAUCAAGACAAACCUAAAACCAUACCGAAGGUUCAUUGGAUUGACCGCAUAUCAAGAUUUGCGUUUCCUAUUUUGUACGUACUUUUCCUUGUCUCUUACACCUUAUAUUAUGGGCUGCUGAGGGACGCUAGUAAAGAAAACGUGCCUGAAGAAUAA
Molecule: messenger RNA, 4458 nt
Organism: Porites evermanni
Lineage: Eukaryota; Metazoa; Cnidaria; Anthozoa; Scleractinia; Poritidae
Source: the annotation of a GenBank genome assembly